Molecule: messenger RNA, 1083 nt
Organism: Gaeumannomyces tritici R3-111a-1
Lineage: Eukaryota; Fungi; Ascomycota; Sordariomycetes; Magnaporthales; Magnaporthaceae
Exons: 3
Coding region: 1-1083 (360 amino acids)
Source: RefSeq, a predicted model, not a curated record
AUGGAUCUCAUGUUCCCCUCCAGGGUCGACUGGUAUGGGCGUCUGGUGCUUUUUGGACAACGUAAAAAGCAACAAUCCCCAGCGACAGAAGUGUCAUCAUUGGCCCAGGGGAAUUCGUCUGCUCAAAGUGAUUGUCUCCAAAUCUCUCAGUCGGAGCCCGAGCAAGUAGGGGGUAGACAGACUCCCCAAGCUCGUGGGGGUUGCCAUGACUUCCACGAUGAGCUCGCGAGCACCGAGAUCGACUUGCUGCCCAGAAGCCCCAGCAUGAACAACAACGAUCCAUUUGGGAUAUUUUUUGGCAGCGAUUGGAUACUGGCAGGCUUAGACAAUGUCGCAAGCACCACAGUGCCAACAUCACAAUCGUUCGGCACCAGCCAGAACGACCAAACGCCUAUUCAAAACGGUGGGCUUGGGGAUUUCGCCGUCGGCCCCUUGGAUUUUACCGCCCUAUCAGAAUCCUCAGCCUCAUCCUCAUCCUCUCCGCUCGGCUCCCUCGGCUCCCUCGGCUCCGAGGCAGCCAAUGUCGGGGGUGACAGCUUCUCGUUCCCUGAUACAUGCCUCCUCCCAGUUCAGGAGCUCACCCUCAUCCGGGCGCUCUUGCGGAUAGCCGACCGCCUGGGCUGCACGUCGACGAUUUGGGACAUCAAGACGCUUUCGCCGUUCAACGGGCCCGCGUCGGCGGCGACGGGUCUUCUUCCAGAGACCUGGCGCCCAACGUCGACACAAGCCGGGGUGCCGCAUCACCCGGUCCUGGACCUGGUACCGUGGCCUUCUGCGCGCGACCGGCUGAUUAACAUUUUUAGUCUUCCGGAGUCGAUGCGUCCUCCAAGUGCCGCGGGACCCCUGGGGCUAGUCCAGUUCGUGUAUGACCUUGAGGAUGCUUCAGAAGGGUUGCGUAUGUACGGUGGCGACCCGUACGAUGCAGAGUCUUGGGAGGUUGGCCAGACUCUGUUUGAGAAGUGGUGGUUUGUAUUCGACCGCAAUAUCGUCAAUCAGAGCAACCGCUGGAGGAGCCUCAGGGGUGCGAGGAAACUUAGACUUGAGGCAGCCAGCGCGAGGUCGAAUGUUCCUGAGAUGGUGUAG